This is a messenger RNA of Gopherus evgoodei (Goodes thornscrub tortoise), 636 nucleotides long. Its product is annotated as olfactory receptor 6F1-like. Gene Ontology annotation, molecular function: G protein-coupled receptor activity; olfactory receptor activity. The transcript has a single exon. NCBI's taxonomy places the organism in Eukaryota, Metazoa, Chordata, Testudines, Testudinidae. Gene Ontology annotation, biological process: G protein-coupled receptor signaling pathway. Gene Ontology annotation, cellular component: membrane. The coding region runs from base 1 to 636 and encodes 211 amino acids. The record is from RefSeq and is a predicted model, not a curated record.
AUGUAUUUCUUCCUCUGCAAUCUCUCUUUCCUGGAGAUAUGGUACACCACAGCCUGCAUUCCCAAGACACUUGCAGUCUUCCUGGGGACAAGCAGAACCAUUUCUUUUACUGGCUGCAUCACACAGAUGUACUUCAUUCUAUCCUUUGGCUGCACAGAAUGUUUCCUCUUAUCCGUCAUGGCCUAUGACCGCUAUCUGGCCAUUUGCUACCCACUGCACUAUAGUUCCAUCAUGAACAGCACCUUGUCUGCUUGGCUGGCCCUCUCCUGUUGGGUGUGUGGUUUCCGAGCUAUUUGUGAGCCAGCGUAUCUCAUAACCAGGUUGUCCUUUUGUGGCCCUAAUGUCAUUAAUCAUUUCUAUUGUGACCUAGAUUCUUGGAUAGUUCUCUCCUGCACAGACACACAUCUCCUUCAGCUGGUGGCUUUCAUCACCUCCUUCAUUAACCUCCUGGGCACCUGUAUAGUAACUCUGAUCUCCUACAUUUUAAUCAUUUCCACAAUAGUGAGAAUUCCAUCAUCCCAAGGACGGCAAAAGGCCUUUUCCACUUGCUCUGCUCAUCUGGCUGUUGUGACUAUCUGGUAUGGUUCCACCAUUUUCCUGUACAUCAAGCCUUCUGUACAAACACCCUGGCUCUAA